GGUUUUAUUGAACCGACCCAAGAAAACUCUGAGACACAAACAUAAAGGAACAGAAACUCAUAAACACAAAACAAAAAAACAAAUCUCAGAAAGAAAAAAAAAAGUUCAGACGCAGAAACUUCAACAACAAACGAAGAAGAAGCAUUUCCAAACUCUUGUUUGUCAAUUCUCUUCCUCUUCUCGUCAAGAAGGGACAUUGGAGCAUGAGCUUGCAACAAAGACGAGAAAGGAGGGAAGGGUCGAGGUUCCCUUCACACCGUCCUCCUCGCCAAGAAUGGAUUCCGAAAGGAGCUGGAGCAUCCAGCUCCGCCUCCACCACAUCCACCACCACCACCGCCUCCACCACCACUGCCGCCGCCGCCACCACAACUGUUGACCAACCUACAAGUUUGCACUCUCAUGAGAAGAACACUAAUAGUGAUGGUGGUUCAUCCAAUCAAGGGGCUGUUGUUGCUCCAACAUUUGCUAGGCAUAGAAGUAAUCACCAUGUUGCUCAUAGGGUGGAAAGGGAACAUGUUGCUCAUAGGACGGACAGGGAUCAUGUUGCUCACAGGGUGGAAAGGGAACGUGUUGCGCACAGGGUGGAGAGAGAACAUGUUGCCCAUCGCAUGGAAAGGGAACAUGUUGCUCACAGGGUGGAGAGGGAACAUGUUGCUCAUCGUGUGGAGAGGGAACAUGUUGCUCAUAGGGUGGAAAGGGGUAGAGGGAGGAGUGGGAAUAUGGCGGGGAGGCAAUAUGGAUCAAGGGACUCUAGCUUGCCUCAAUUAGUGCAGGAGAUUCAGGAGAAGCUCACGAAAGGUACCGUGGAGUGCAUGAUUUGUUAUGAUAUGGUUCGUAGGUCCGCGCCUAUCUGGUCUUGCUCCAGUUGCUACUCUAUCUUUCACCUGAAUUGCAUCAAGAAGUGGGCUCGUGCGCCCACCUCAGUUGAUUUAUCGGCGGAGAAGAAUCUAGGGUUUAACUGGCGGUGUCCUGGUUGCCAGUCUGUGCAACAUACGUCUUCAAAGGAUAUUAAGUAUGCUUGCUUUUGUGGGAAGAGGGUUGAUCCUCCGUCUGAUUUGUAUUUGACCCCUCAUUCAUGCGGCGAACCGUGCGGGAAGCCUCUUGAAAAGGAGGUGUUUGUUACUGAAGAGAGAAAGGACGAGCUUUGCCCUCAUGCUUGUGUCUUGCAAUGCCAUCCGGGUCCGUGUCCUCCAUGUAAAGCAUUUGCCCCUCCUCGUUUGUGCCCUUGUGGGAAGAAAAGAAUUGCUACUCGCUGCUCUGAUCGGCAGUCAGAUCUUACCUGCGGUCAGCGCUGUGAUAAGCUUCUUGAUUGUGGACGUCAUCACUGUGAAAAUGCAUGCCAUGUGGGUCCUUGUGAUCCUUGUCAGGUGCUAAUUGAGGCCUCUUGCUUUUGCAGUAAAAUGACACAGGUUCUUUUUUGUGGGGAGAUGGCUAUGAAAGGUGAAUUUGAAGCAGAAGGUGGAGUUUUUUCUUGUGGUUCCAAUUGUGGAAAUGUGCUUGGCUGCAGUAAUCAUAUCUGCCGCGAGGUUUGUCAUCCGGGAAGCUGCGGUGAAUGUGAAUUUUUACCAAGUCGGGUUAAGGCAUGCUGCUGCGGGAAAACAAAGUUGGAGGAUGAACGCAAGAGUUGUGUGGAUCCGAUACCUACCUGCUCAAAAGUAUGCAGCAAGACCCUUCGUUGUGGGGUACAUGCUUGUAAGGAGACAUGCCAUGUCGGGGAAUGUCCACCGUGUAAGGUCCUAAUUUCACAGAAAUGUCGUUGUGGCUCAACUUCCAGAACUGUGGAAUGCUAUAAAACAACAGAGAAUCAGAAAUUUACUUGUCAAAAGCCGUGUGGGGCAAAGAAGAAUUGUGGAAGGCACCGGUGUAGUGAAAAGUGUUGUCCAUUGUCUGGUCCAAAUAAUGGUUUGACUACUCCGGAUUGGGAUCCUCACUUUUGUUCCAUGCUGUGUGGGAAGAAGCUGAGAUGUGGUCAGCAUGUGUGUGAAACGUUGUGUCACAGUGGUCAUUGCCCACCUUGUCUUGAAACAAUCUUCACUGAUUUAGCAUGUGCUUGUGGUAUGACUUCAAUUCCUCCUCCUCUACCUUGUGGUACAAUGCCUCCCUUAUGUCAGCUUCCAUGUUCGGUUCCUCAGCCGUGUGGCCAUUCAGGCUCUCAUAGCUGCCAUUUUGGAGAUUGCCCUCCUUGUUCGGUGCCUGUGUCAAAAGAAUGUGUCGGUGGCCAUGUCAUUCUUAGGAACAUACCUUGUGGCUCAAAUAAUAUUAAAUGCAAUAAUCCCUGUGGAAGGACUAGACAAUGCGGUUUACAUGCAUGUGGUAGAUCAUGUCACUCCCCACCUUGUGAUAUUCUACCUGGUAUUGUGAAAGGUUUACGAGCGGCAUGUGGACAGACAUGUGGUGCUCCAAGGAGUGGCUGCCGGCACAUGUGUAUGGCUCUCUGUCACCCUGGAUGUCCUUGUCCCGAUGCAAGAUGUGAAUUCCCCGUUACAAUUACUUGUUCUUGUGGCCGCAUAUCAGCGAAUGUUCCUUGCGAUGUUGGUGGUAAUAACAGUAAUUAUAAUGCUGAUGCGAUUUUUGAAGCUUCGAUCAUUCAAAAAUUGCCCAUGCCACUUCAACCAGUCGAUGCAAAUGGCCAAAAAGUUCCUCUUGGACAAAGAAAGCUGAUGUGUGACGAAGAAUGUGCUAAGUUGGAGCGUAAAAGGGUUCUUGCUGAUGCCUUUGACAUCACUCCAAGUCUUGAUGCUCUCCAUUUCGGUGAGAAUUCUUCUUAUGAGUUGCUUUCUGACACGUUUAGACGUGAUCCAAAGUGGGUUUUGGCUAUUGAGGAGAGAUGCAAAAUAUUAGUACUUGGGAAAAGCAAAGGAACUACACAUGGUUUGAAAGUCCAUGUCUUUUGUCCUAUGAUAAAGGAUAAAAGAGAUGCAGUGAGAAUGAUUGCUGAAAGAUGGAAGCUUGCAGUAAACGCUGCUGGUUGGGAGCCAAAGAGAUUCAUCGUAAUUUCUGCCACUCAAAAAUCGAAGGCCCCGGCUCGUGUGCUUGGUGUUAAGGGUACCACAACUCUAAAUGCGCCACUUCCUACUGCAUUUGAUCCCUUGGUUGACAUGGACCCACGGCUUGUUGUCUCGUUUCCAGACUUGCCAAGGGACGCCGAUAUUAGUGCCUUGGUUUUGAGAUUCGGCGGUGAAUGUGAGCUUGUUUGGUUGAAUGACAGGAAUGCUUUGGCCGUCUUUCACGAUCCUGCCCGAGCUGCAACUGCGAUGAGGAGGUUGGAUCACGGAACAGUUUAUCAGGGUGCUGUUUCGUUUGUCCAGAAUGCUGGAGCAUCUGCAGCGUCUUCGGUUACCAGUGCCUGGGGAGGAACAAAAGAGGGAGCACUGAGAAGCAAUCCAUGGAAAAAGGCAGCGGUUCUCGACCCGGGUUGGAAAGAAGAUUCUUGGGGCGAUGAACAAUGGACUACUGCCGGUGAUUCUGCGAAUAUCCAACCAUCGGCUCUGAAGAAAGAAGCGCCAAUACCUGCUUCAUUGAAUCCUUGGAAUGUUUUGAAUCAUGAAUCGAGUUCGAGUUCAUCACCAGCAACUGUCAUUAGAAGUGUAGCUUCUGGAAAACAAACUGAAAGCGGCAAUGUCUCAACUAAGGUGGAGCCUUCUGCAGGUGGCGCAGAUGGAGGAAACUCGGAUGCAACAGAAGCUGCUGAAGUUGUAGAUGAUUGGGAGAAGGCUUUUGAAUGAGAGAAAGUAAUGAAGAACAAACAAAAAUUACAAUCUUUUUUGUUGUUAAAAUUUCAUUUUAUACUGUUGAAAAGUAGACAUGCAUGAGGUUUAUGGUAUCAUCUUGCCAUGUUUUGUCAGUUUUGGUAAGUUGAGGUUAUUUUCCUCAUUUAGGUAAAUGUUUGAAAAUUCAAACCCAUUGGAUCUUAUUACCCAGACUGAGCAAUGGGGUAUUUGACUAAAGGGAAAAAAUGCAUUUUGUUAGUGCUCUAUAUUUUCUCAAAGUGCAUUGACCAGUUAAUGAAAUCUUAUUUUGAUUUUAUAUUCAUUGAA
Molecule: messenger RNA, 4037 nt
Organism: Medicago truncatula (barrel medic)
Lineage: Eukaryota; Viridiplantae; Streptophyta; Magnoliopsida; Fabales; Fabaceae
Product: NF-X1-type zinc finger protein NFXL1
Exons: 2
Coding region: 204-3725 (1173 amino acids)
Biological process (GO): regulation of DNA-templated transcription
Cellular component (GO): nucleus
Molecular function (GO): zinc ion binding; RNA polymerase II transcription regulatory region sequence-specific DNA binding; DNA-binding transcription factor activity, RNA polymerase II-specific
Source: RefSeq, a predicted model, not a curated record